AUGAAAAUCCCAAAUAACCCUGGAGCAGGCGAAAAUGCCCAAGAGCCAAUUUACAUAAAGGAUGAUGACGGAUAUGACAUAGACACAUUUCUAAUACCUGUUCACUAUAAAAAUUACAUCACGAAAGUGUUAAUACCUAAUGGAGUUUUAAAGAACAGGAUAGAAAAAUUAGCAUUCGACAUUAAAAGAGUGUAUAGGAAUGAAGAAUUUCAUGUGAUAUGUUUGUUAAAAGGAUCAAGAGGAUUCUUUAGUGCUCUGUUGAAAUACUUGAAUAGGAUUCAUAAUUACAGUUCAACUGAAUCACCAAAGCAUUUAUAUGUAGAACAUUAUGUACGUGUUAAGUCAUACUGUAAUGAUCAGUCAUUAGACAGAAUUGAAAUUGUUAGUGAAGAUUUAUCAUGCUUAAAAGAUAAACAUGUUUUAAUUGUUGAAGAUAUUAUUGAUACUGGAAAAACCUUGUCCAAAUUUUGUGAAUAUUUAAAAAAAUUUGAAGUGAAAACAAUUGCUAUUACGUGCUUAUUUAUUAAAAGAACUCCAUUGUGGAAUGGGUUUAAAGCUGAUUUUGUUGGAUUUUCCAUACCCGAUGCAUUUGUCGUUGGGUACAGCCUUGAUUAUAAUGAAAAAUUCAGAGACCUUGAACAUUUGUGCUUAGUUAAUGACGAAGGGAUAAAAAAAUUUAGAGCAACUCCCAAUCCUUGA
Plasmodium gonderi is the source of this 699-nucleotide messenger RNA. Its product is annotated as hypoxanthine-guanine phosphoribosyltransferase. The transcript is spliced from 3 exons. Gene Ontology annotation, biological process: guanine salvage; hypoxanthine metabolic process; IMP salvage. The record is from RefSeq and is a predicted model, not a curated record. Gene Ontology annotation, molecular function: magnesium ion binding; hypoxanthine phosphoribosyltransferase activity. NCBI's taxonomy places the organism in Eukaryota, Apicomplexa, Aconoidasida, Haemosporida, Plasmodiidae. Bases 1 to 699 code for a protein of 232 amino acids.